CGCCUCCAUCCUCCUCCUCUCUCCUUCCCUCCCUCCCCUGCGUCGCAGACUCGCAGUCGCAGUUGGUUCCGCCUCUCCCUUCCUUCCCGUGGCUCUACUCCAGUUCCAUUCUCAGUCGCAGUUGCAGUUGCAAAUCGAACUCCCUCCAGCAACCGCUAGAGCCUCCUCUUCUCUUCUCUUCUCCUCUCUUGUCUUCUCCAACCGCUGCCGCCUGGCCCCCGUGCCGCGCCGCCGGCCGCCUGCCAUGGGGAACUGCGCCAGCGCCAUCGACGCUUUCGUCCAGCGCGGCAACAGGGCGUCGCCGUCGCCGUCGUCGGCCGCUACUCCUGGAAUGUCUGCAUCGAGGAGGACUAGUAGCUCUGCCACCACAGGGAAGCUGUCAACGAUUAGCAGCACCAGCACCUUCAUGCCGUCCACAGUUAGUGGUGUCAGCGUCGACGACGAUUACCCAGAGGGCCAGAUUCUUGAGUCUCCGAACCUCAAGAUAUACACCUUUGCGGAACUCAAGAGCGCCACCAAGAACUUCAGGCCUGAGACUGUGCUUGGGGAGGGUGGAUUCGGCAAGGUUUACAAGGGAUGGGUUGAUGAGAAGACUCUGAACCCGUCAAAGGCUAGCACUGGCAUCAUGGUUGCCGUCAAGAAGCUCAAUCCUGAGAGCGUGCAGGGAAUGGAACAAUGGCAGUCUGAAGUCAAUUUCCUCGGGAGGAUUUCACAUCCCAAUCUUGUCAAACUCUUGGGCUAUUCCAUGGAUGACAACGAGCUACUACUCGUAUAUGAGUUCAUGUCAAAGGGGAGCUUGGAGAACCACCUGUUCCGAAGAGGGGCGGUUUCUGAGCCGCUGCCUUGGAGCCUCAGGCUGAAGAUUCUCAUUGGUGCAGCUCGUGGCCUCGCAUUUCUUCAUUCAUCAGAAAGGCAGAUCAUCUACCGAGACUUCAAGGCUUCCAACAUCUUACUGGAUUCGCACUUCAACGCGAAGCUCUCAGACUUCGGAUUAGCCAAGCAUGGUCCAGAUGGUGGGGAGUCUCAUGUGACAACAAGAGUCAUGGGAACCUAUGGCUAUGCAGCUCCAGAGUAUGUUUCUACCGGCCACCUGUAUGUGAAGAGUGAUGUGUAUGGCUUUGGUGUUGUACUACUGGAGAUGAUCUCUGGUCUGAGGGCGUUGGACCCAAGCCGCCAGAGCGAGAAGGUGAACUUGGUAAACUGGGCAAGGCCAUUGUUGUCUGACCGGAGGAAGCUUAGCCAGCUGAUGGACAGUGGGCUGGAGGGGCAGUACAAUCCCAAAGGAGCCCUCCUGGCUGCUCAGCUGACCCUCAAGUGCCUGAACGGUGACCCAAAGAGCCGGCCAUCCAUGAAGGAAGUGGUGGAGGCACUGGAGAAGAUCGAGUCCGUGAAGAGCAGGGUGAUGAGGGAGCCCAGGAACAGCUCCUCGUCCUCGCGUCGCAGUCAGGUGCAGUCCCCUAGGAGUGACAGCGCUAGGAACAACUCCAGCUCCAGGGGCAGGUAGAUGCAUGGCAUGGUCAUGAGGACAUUUAGGAUGAACUGAUCGAUUCUGAUGCGGAGGUACGUUGUAAAGGUAGUAGACCACAAUUUUUGUUGUCAUGACGAAGUUUACGGCGAUCAUGAUGAUCAAUGUAACAGUGUAGCGGUACACAAAGAUGAUGACUUUUUAGUUGGCAUAUGCAUAAAAUUCAACCAUUCUUCCAUGGAAGUCUUGUCUGAGUUGAAUUGCAUCAGAUUGCACUUACAAUAGUUCCAGUCAUGGUCAUUCAGUCCA
This is a messenger RNA of Sorghum bicolor (sorghum), 1774 nucleotides long. Its product is annotated as probable serine/threonine-protein kinase PIX13. Gene Ontology annotation, biological process: protein phosphorylation. The record is from RefSeq and is a predicted model, not a curated record. NCBI's taxonomy places the organism in Eukaryota, Viridiplantae, Streptophyta, Magnoliopsida, Poales, Poaceae. Bases 245 to 1504 code for a protein of 419 amino acids. Gene Ontology annotation, molecular function: ATP binding; protein kinase activity. The transcript has 6 exons.